Molecule: messenger RNA, 4082 nt
Organism: Podarcis raffonei (Aeolian wall lizard)
Lineage: Eukaryota; Metazoa; Chordata; Lepidosauria; Squamata; Lacertidae
Product: disintegrin and metalloproteinase domain-containing protein 20-like
Exons: 1
Coding region: 208-2325 (705 amino acids)
Biological process (GO): male gonad development; proteolysis
Cellular component (GO): plasma membrane; external side of plasma membrane; sperm head plasma membrane
Molecular function (GO): metalloendopeptidase activity
Source: RefSeq, a predicted model, not a curated record
UUCCUUCUCCAUUCUGUUCCAUCAAUCAACUAAGCUCCACCCACAUUCUAAAGGUAAAUCUACGGAGUGUUGCUAUGGUCAGAAUCAUCCUCCUGCUCUAGUUAGCAUGCAGCUUUAUUUCCACCACCAUUCCAGACCAAAAGGGAUUGUCAUGAAUGACAGGCAUUAGUACAGCUCUCUAGUGAAUUCUUUCACCUCUCAGGGAAAAUGACUAACCGCCACACAUGGCAACUGGUGCUGAUCUCAUGGAAUGUUUUGUGUGAGACUACAGGUCAGAAACCACCACAAGGCUUUAUGUAUGCCUCUUACGAGGUGACCAUCCCAAGAAAACUAGUCCCUAGGUAUGGACAAGAACAUCAUGAUGUCACCUACCUACUGCAGAUUGAGGGGAAAGGCCAUGUAGUGCAUCUCAAGCAGAACAGGGGCUUUGUCCCUAAACACCUCCCUGUCUUCACUUACAGUAAGGAGGGAGACCUCCAGGUGGACUAUCCUUUCAUCAGAGAUGACUGCUUCUACCGUGGCUUUGUACAAGACAAGCCUUCCUCAUGGGUCACCCUCAGCACUUGUUCAGGGGGCCUCAGGGGUCUGCUGCAUUUAGAAAAUGACACCUAUGAAAUUCAGCCUGUGCAGAGAUCUACUUCUCAACAUGUGAUGUAUAGGUUGGAAGAAAUAGAGGGUGCUGCACGUAUGACAUGUGGGUUAACAGAAGAAGAGCAAAGGCAUCAAGAGGCCAUGAUCCAAAAAACAGAGAAUGCAGUGGCUAGGGGUGCUCCAGAAGGAGGUUGGUGGACACACACCCGUUACGCAGAGGUUGCAAUUGUUGUGGAUUAUGAAAGAUAUGUGAGAAUUGAUAGAAAUGAAACUGUUGCUGCUAUGCGAGUUCUAGAUGUCAUUCAUGUUGCUAAUUCAUUAUAUGAGCCACUUGGUGUCGUUGUGACUCUUGUUGGAUUGGAGAUUUGGUCAGAAAAGAACCUCAUUGUGAUUGAUAACAACAUUUACACCCUGCUUUCCAAUUUCAAUGACUGGAGAACAAACACCCUAAAUAAACAUCUAGAGAAUGAUGCUGCUCAUUUAUUUGUAUAUAAGGGCUUUGGACGUACGCGAGGAUUAUCAUAUUUAGGAACAAUCUGUUGGACUGAUCGGGCAUGUGGUGUUGAAUCAUAUGUUGGUUAUAGUUUGUCUGAUUUUUCUAAUACAUUUACUCAUGAAUUAGGACAUAAUCUUGGCAUGCAACAUGAUUCAAAAUACUGUACUUGUGAACGACAUGCCUGCAUUAUGGCUGCAGCUCAGGCAAACACUGAUAAGUUUAGCAACUGCAGUUAUCAGAAUUAUUUUGAGCUAAGGAACACUCCAUGUUUGUUAAUCCCACCAGAGCCUGAUAAAAUGUAUAAACUCAAACACUGUGGUAACAAAGUAGUGGAAGAUGGAGAGCAAUGUGACUGUGGUUCACCAGAUCAAUGCAAGUUGGAUCCAUGUUGCCAGUCUAACUGCCUGCUGCGCCCAGGUGCCACUUGUGCUUUCGGACAGUGUUGUGCUGAGUGUCAGUAUCUUCCAGCUCAUUAUGUCUGCAGACAAGAGGUUAGCAGCUGUGAUCUUCCUGAGUACUGCAAUGGGACUUCAGAGUGGUGUCCUGAAGAUGUUUAUCUACAAGAUGGCACCCCGUGUAGUGAUGGUGUAUACUGCUAUCAUGGAAAUUGCACAACUCACAGUGAGCAGUGCAAAAUGAUCUUUGGCAAGAAAGCAACAGCUGCUUCAAAGGCUUGCUUCAAUGAACUGAAUGGUCGAGGGGAUCGCUUUGGCAACUGCGGCCUUAGACAUGGAACCUAUAAGAAAUGCAGUGCUAAGAAUAUCCUAUGUGGAAAAAUCCAGUGUGAAAAUGUUUAUAAACUACCUUCUUUGGAGGAACACAGCACCCUAGUUAAUACACCCAUUGGCAAUAGGAAAUGCUGGAGUACAGACUACCACAGUGGAAUGGAGAUACCUGAUAUUGGAGCAGUGAGAGAUGGGACUCCUUGUGGCACUGACAUGAUAUGCAUUAAUAGGCAGUGCAAGAGUGUAUCCCUCUUGAACUAUGAUUGUAAUUUCACAAAGUGCCACUAUAGGGGUAUAUGCAAUACUCAUAAACAUUGUCAUUGUGAUUAUGGCUGGGCCCCUCCAAACUGCCUCUCUAAAGGCUUUGGUGGCAGCAUUGAUAGCGGGCCUCCACCACGAGGUAACAUUCUGGAUCGUAGCAAUCUCAGUGCAGGAUUAACAGAAGUAAUUGGAUUUGUUGUUCUGCUACUAUUGUUGUUGUUGGUCUGGAUAUUUAUUUCAGGAACGGACUGAGACUGAAGUUCUUACAUUUAAGUAGAAGAGUUUGUCAAGCACAAAAAAGAAGAAAUUCUGAAAUGGAUCACAGAAAUGAACAAUUGGCAGUGUGCCAGAUACAGAACAAACAAUAGAUUGUACUAUGUAGAUAUACAUUCAAUUUGCUAAGUUUUUGAUUAUUAAAAAAAAUCUUUUCAUUAAAUUUUCCUCCUAGGCACUCUAGGUUGUGAAAAUCUUGGUUUUCUCAACAGGGGAGAAUUACGUUAUAUGUUGAGCCUCACUACAUCCUCUGUCUUCCAGAAAGUAUUCCCUCUACCCAGGGCUUUUUUUUCCAUCUGCAACUCACCAAAACUUAGUUCUGGCACCUGUCAGCUGGGUGCCAUUGCCAUUCUUAGAGAAUGAGAGAGACAUUCAUAGUGAGUUCUGGCACCUCUUUUUCUAGAAAAAAUAGCACUGCCUCUACCUCAUGGAUUUAGAAGCUGUGAUAGUCUAAGUAUUUUUGGAUAACAACCCCUAUUAGCCCCAGUCAGCACUGACAAUGUUCAGGGAUGAUGGGAACCAUUUCCAACAACAUCUAGAGGGCCACAGGUUUUUUAAUUGGGUGUAUGUGUGUUAAACACUGAGCAGAAUUCUAGUUCCCAAAUAAGAACCCAUUCUUAAGGAAGUGUGUGGAUUUUUAAAGCACCCAGGGGGUCCCACCACUGAAGGAGGAAAACCUUUAAAUAUUUUAAUCAUGCUAUGUCCAUAUUUACCAAGGCAACUGAGUGACUUUCUCUGGAAAUCAUCUGCCUGCCUGUCAGCUGUUUCCCCUAGUUGCCUGUAUGAGAAGGAAGGAGGAUGGGAGCCAGUCAGGCAAGUAUGUGUCUCCUGUGGCUGAGUUCCAUCCCUUUCCACCAAUAGUAGGCCCACCAUUUCACUGCAUUCCAGAUCUUCUUUCCCUUCCAGGCCAAUUAGAAGGGGAUGAGGAGAGUGGGGGUGGAGCAGCCUGCAGGGGGAACAGGCCAAGGAAAAGGAAGCAGUGUUAUCAACUUACAUUGUCUUCCUUCUUCUCUCUGGUCCAAAGAUUGGAGUGGGUGGCCAAGCUGCUCGCCUACCCAUCCAACAUUUCUCAGACAAAAGUAUGGAUGCUUCUGUGAAACCAUAGGAAAUUGAACCCAUAAGUGCAGGAGGCAGGAUUAACACAACGACCUCCUGCUUUUUCGCCUGAAAAACAUUUGAAGUCUAAACUUUGCACAUGGACAGUGGGAAUUUAUCAAUUCUACAACUUCUGCUACUUGUUUUGAAAGGAAUGUUAAGCUCUUGUGAGCUUCAACUAUCUGUCUCUUCAUUGUAAAUUCAAACAAGCACAUUUCUUUGCUUCUGGUGAAGUUCCCUAGAAAAAAAAUUAAACCAUUAAAAAUAAGUCUAUGAAAUCAGCUUUCUGUAACCAGAACUUACCUCCUCACAAAACACACACUUCUCCUCCCUAGCAGUUUUUAAAGCACAAUAGCCAUCCAUCUAUAGGCUGCUACUUUGUUUUAUAAUGACUCAGGUUAAAUUAUUGCAAGUUCAUGUUACCUCCAAAGGUGUUCAGACACAUUUUGGAGUGAUUUUACCGUCUUGAAUUUGCUUUUCAGCUUCCUUUUUACCAGCCUCCUCUGUGGUGGACCCUAUACCUUUCCCCCUACUUGAGGCGUAUUUUACUGCCAGUACAGUGGUACCUUGAGUUAAGAACUUAAUUUGUUCUGGAGGUCUGUUCUUAACCUGAAACUGUUCUUAACCUGAGGUACCACUUU